AUGACAGGACACAAACUAACGCGAGUGUUUCUGCUGACAUUGGCCGCCACUACAGUCUGUAGCCUUGCGAGAACAAGUAACAAUUUCUUCGGUCGGGAAUUAUUUGGAGUAAAGACGCCAUAUCUGUGGUCCCGACAGAACAUGGAUAUGUCUGAUCUGACGUCAGCACAAUACAACGGACAAACAUGUCGUGCCGUGUAUGUGGACGGGUUGUACAGACAUGGUGCACGUUAUCCGUUGCUGGAAUCCAUUAACCGGAUGAAUGAACUACGCACGCUCUUAAGUACCGGAGGUGGCAUUAAUCAGUUCGUGUUGGAUUGGGUAAAUGCCUUCACAGAUGACAAGCAAGCUCAGCUGUCUGCUCUUGGUCAGCAGGAAAUGACGGUUCUCGGAGAGAGACUUAGCUCCCGAUACCAAAGUCUCCUCAAUGGUCAAAAUGACAAAAUAAUGUUUUACUCGUCCAAGAAGGAUAGAACCAGAGACAGUGUGACCUAUUUUCAGAAGGGACUGGGUGAUAAACUCGGCACUAACAUCUCCAUACCGGUCACUCUUGACAAUCUGAUGUUACGAUUCUACGACACUUGUAAAUUGUACCAGAAUCUCAUGAACAAGGAUGAGACAUUCGAAGAAUACGACAAAUUUCUGCAUGGACCCGAAAUGACCAAAGUGGUAUCCGAUGUCAACAACGCCGUUCUCAGCGGCCACUUCAACCUGUCGGUUUAUCAGGUGAUGAUGAUUAAAAAGAUAUGUGUGUACGAGCUCGCCUUCUUCAACUCGUCCGACUGGUGUAGCUACCUCAGUAUUCCGGAGCUGGAGGUGAUGGACUACGCCGGGGAUAUAAAGAGUAACAUUAUAGGCGGAUAUCGACACAAGAUCACUGCUCAGAUGUCGUGUCCUCUCUUCAGGAACAUAUUAGAACAGAUGGACAAAGUGGUCAGGGGUUCUGUUGACAGAUCUGUAGCCUCGUUCCGGUUUACGCAUGUGGUGCCGGUUUUCUCCAUGUACACUGCAUUGGGUCUUUUUAACGGGUCCAACACUUUUCUCGCCACGGACUAUUUGGCUAAUGCCGACCGACAUUUUCGAGCUAGUAUCAUACUUCCGUUCUCAGCUAAUCUUGUCAUCACGUUGUACAAAUGCGGCACGGAUUACAUGGUCAAGAUGCUGGUCAACGAGGAGGAAGUGGACAUCCCGGCGUGUGGUGCCAGUAUGUGUCCCUAUAGGACAGUGAAGGAACACUAUAGACAGUUUAUCAACUGUGACUAUGAUGACAUUUGUGAGAAUUCUGAUACCAACACAGGGACGAGAACAAAGACUGCGGUGUUUGUACUGGUUUUCUCCUUUGUACUCGCCCUUCUGUAGUUCACUCAAGGUACAUAUCUAUGACCUUGCCAUGAAUGAUAAAUUAUUAAGUGAUUUACAUAAGAAAGUUAUAUUUGUAUAAUGACCCUAUACAGUAAAUAUGCCAUAAAGUUUAUUGUGUCUCUAUACAGCAAAUAGGUCAUAUAGUCUAUUGCGUCUCUAUACAGCAAAUAUGCCAUAAAGUUUAUUGUGUCUCUGUACAGCAAAUAUGUCAUAUUGGCUAUUGUGUCCCAAUAUCGUAAUUGAAUAAUUGUGUUCUAAUACCGUCAAUGUAUCUCGUAGUUUUUUUUGUGUGUCAAUACGAUCAGUGUUUCUUGCAGUUUGUUUAUUGUAUCCCAAUAGAUAAAUGCGCUAUGUGGUUAAUUGUGUCCCAAUACGAUCAAUGUGUCUUGUGGUUAGUUGUGUCCCAAUACGAUCAAUGUGUCUUGUGGUUAAUUGUGUCCCAAUACGAUCAAUGCGCCUUGUGGUUAAUUGUGUCCCAAUACGAUCAAUGUGUCUUGUGGUUAGUUGUGUCCCAUUACGAUCAAUGCGCCUUGUGGUUAGUUGUGUCCCAAUACGAUCAAUGUGUCUUGUGGUUAAUUGUGUCC
Ylistrum balloti is the source of this 1946-nucleotide messenger RNA. RefSeq names its product multiple inositol polyphosphate phosphatase 1-like. NCBI's taxonomy places the organism in Eukaryota, Metazoa, Mollusca, Bivalvia, Pectinida, Pectinidae. The transcript has 4 exons. Gene Ontology annotation, molecular function: acid phosphatase activity; inositol phosphate phosphatase activity. The coding region runs from base 1 to 1359 and encodes 452 amino acids. The record is from RefSeq and is a predicted model, not a curated record.